Molecule: messenger RNA, 11099 nt
Organism: Acanthopagrus latus (yellowfin seabream)
Lineage: Eukaryota; Metazoa; Chordata; Actinopteri; Spariformes; Sparidae
Gene: znf804a
Product: zinc finger protein 804A
Exons: 5
Coding region: 1006-5685 (1559 amino acids)
Cellular component (GO): nucleus
Source: RefSeq, a predicted model, not a curated record
UCCAUGCGUUAAAAGGGCAGAUGGUAACCGCGGGUAACUGAGGAGCAAACCACUCUGCUGGCCACAGAGCAAGAGAUCAGCAGAGAGAGGGAGGUGGAGGGAGGGAGGAGAGCCAACACAUGCAGCGCAGCAGAGGAGAGGAGAGGAGCAUCUGAGAGGAGGCUGCACGCCGGCUCUGACACAGAGGGAGGAGAAGACUGAGUACUUCUUCUUCUUCUGCUUCUUCUUCUUCUGCUUCUUCUUCUACAAGGAGAGCACACAAAGAGAGACAAACAAAAGCCAGGAGACAGAGAGGAGAAAGUGUCCCUCCGCUCUCUACUUAGAGAGACACAGAGACAAAAGAGGGAGGCAGGAACAAGAGCGAGGCUGGAGAGAUUGUGAAGUGGAGGCAGCGGACGGGAGAUAGUUAGAGGAGCUGCGAGGCUGAUCAAUGAGAGGCUGAGAGAUUUUUGGGGAAGGGGGGGAAGAAAAUUUCGACUCAGCAAGAAAGCGAAUAGAGAGAGGGAGGAGGAGGAGAAGGAGGAGGAGGAGGAGGAGAGGGAGCAAAUGACAAGGAAAGAUUGAUGAAUGAAAGAUGGGAGCAAAAACAUCUGGAGAGGAUAAAGACUUAGAAAUAUUUAAAGAGGGACAGAGGCAUCCGGAGGGAGUUUAGGAAUAUAAAACGGGAGAGAGAGAGAGAGAGAGAAAAGACAAGAGUGGGAGGAGAGGAGGAGCAGAGGGUGAAAUAUUUAGAAAGAAGAGCGAGAGAGAAGAUGAGCAGAGACGAGUCAAAGAGUCACCGGCAGAAACUUAGAGAAGAGAGGGAAUAAAUCAGAGCUGUGGGGGGAACUGAGCUCCUCCUUUUACUUCCUCAUUUUAUUCUUCAUUUUUUAUUUUUAUCUUAACUCGACUUUAUAAAAAAAAAAAAAAAAAAACAAAACAGAGGAGGAGAGGAAGAGAUGAGCAGCUGAAGGAAGGAGCGGUUUCAAGACUUCAAGAACUUGGAAGAAGUACAAGUCGAACCCGAUGGCGUGCUACUACAUCGUGAUCAGUUCCACCCACCUGCGUGACGGACAGCUGAGGAGCAUCAAAGGUGUGUUCAGGGGACCAAUAGGAGCCAACGGACAAAGAAACGCGGAGGACGGAGACUCCAGUUUCUACUGCGAGCUGUGUGAUAAGCAGUACGUGAGACACCAGCAGUACGACAACCACAUCAACUCCUACGACCACCACCACAAGCAGCGUCUGAAGGAGCUGAAACAGAGGGAGUUUUACAGAGCGCUGGCCUGCAGGAGGCAGAGGAGACGCCGGGAGGAGAAGAGGGAGGAGAGAGCGCUGAGGAGGCUCCACCAGCAUGAAGAGGGGAGGACGGGAGAGUGUGCUCCAGGUUCUGGUCCCAUGUUCCGGUCCACCACGGUCGCCGUCGAACCAGCGAACCAGACUCGACCCGACUUGGUGCAGAACUGGGCCGACAUCCACACGAGCAGCACAACGCUGGGAACAAAGCCUCAAACCCCGCUGAUCCAGCCCUUCCUUCCCCUGGACCCGGCGCUGGAAACCAGACUCCUGAGCGACACGCAGUGGGCAUACGGCCAGAUGGACCCCGACAAGCCCACGACUGAAUCCUGCAUCAUCAACAAGAACCAAAUGGACUACAACGACCUGACAGCCGCCGCCGCCGCCGCCACCUCCUCACCCUGCACCAACAACAACAACAGCAUCAUCGACAAAACCGAUAAGAACUCCUCCACUGAAACCAGCCACUUUAACAAGAUCCCAUGGGCUCGUCAUUAUUUAAGCAACCCAGUUACUCCCAAUAACAUCCCAGCAACUGCCACUAACACCAACACUAAUGGCUCCACUUUCACCAGAACCACAGCGGCCAGCGGGAGCAACAAAACCACCUCCGCCACCGCAACUUCCAGUGCCAUUUCUAAAACGACCGACAUCAGCAUCAGCGGUAGCGGAGCAGACGUCCAGUCGGCUCCUGGCAGAGUCCGUCCUGUCUCCUUCUCGCUGCCCAAACGGAGCUGCCUGCUCCUGCACCAAUCAGCCGCCGUCUUCAUCCAAGCCGGGCGGAGCUCUGGCUUGUCCGGGAAGCAGGACGUUGUGGUGACGGCGCAAGAAAGGGCCAGAUAUCUGGCGGAGAAAGUCGCAGAUCAGCGGCUCAAAUCUCCAGUAUUUGCAAACGCGGACAGUGCAGGUGUUGAUCACUGGGACACUGGAAACCAGUGCAGUGUGGACAGGAAACCUGCAAUCCAGCACUCGGAGGCCGGAGCCAGUAUCUCUGCUGAGAGGGGAGCUGGAGGCCUCUCUGGGACUGGAGCCCAGGUUGCUUUAUGUAAUCGCAAUGUGAUCGGAGUUGAGGAUGUCAGUGGGAAUGGAGCCCAGCUCUCUUUAUGUAAUGACAAUGGGACUGGAGCCCAAACUGGCUGCGAAAGUGGGACUGGAGCUCAUCUUUAUUUGAAAUGUGGGAUUCCAGAGCAGAUUUCUGACAACGGGAGCACAGUUGUGACGAAAGCCUCAGUGUGCGAGGCUGAACCCCGUGACGAUGUGGACAAUCAGCCUCAGAAAUCCAUUUCUGGCGAGACUUCAAUCCGAACACAGCCUAAAGAAUCAAACCCGUCUCCAUCACGCUGCGCCAAAGAACCGACUUCUUCACUUCCGAGUCGUCCCAAAGAGCCGUUCUGUCGCGUCCUGAGCCGAGAUGGUACCCGGGUUCUUCUCUGGCCGUCGGAGAUGGUCAGCUACACCAAGACGUCGCCCUCCAUCUCCUUCAGCAUCAACCCGCUACUGUACGACUUCAGAGCACAUAACAGGGCCAGGGAAGGGGGCGAGGAAAAGAAAGGAGGGCUGGAGGAAGCAAGGGAGAGAAUAAAGCCGCCUGUGAUCAAACAACCCGACUGCCAACAGAGGCAGGAAGUUACGGAGGGAGGAAGGGAAGGGAAGAUAGAUGAAAGGCGAGAAGACGAUGAAGGAGGACAGGCAGGAAAUCCUAUGGAACUUGUAGGUCAGGGAAGCGACUGCAACGCAGUUCCGGGCGACUGCGGUUGGCGUGAUGAAAGUGCUUUAAAAUUUGUUCCCGUUUCCACCGAGUGCCACCUUGCGCCGACACAGGGCCUUCAAAAGAAAGUGAGGAGGAGAGGAAAGAGGGGAGGGAGGUGGAGGGGAAUGAGGAAGAGGGGGAGGAGGAAAAGAGGAAGAGAGAAAGACUUGGAGAGGGGAAGAAGGAUAAUGAGUAGUCUUUCUGAGAAUCAAGUGUUCGAAGGGAGAGGAGAAGAGAGGUUGAAAAGGGAGGUCACAGAGAAAGAGGAGGAGAGAAAAAAAGGGCUAUUAAGUAAUCUUGUAGCGCAUCGGCUGGUCGGCGACAGAGAAAAGAUGAGGAUGAGGGCAGAAGAGAGGAGGAUAAGAGGAGAUCAGACCGAGCGAGAGAGGGCAGGUAGAAAUGACAAGAAGAGAGGAGAGCUAUUAAGUAAUCUUCCCAUGAAUCGGUGUAAUCGGUGUAACCAGCUGUGUCUGCAGGUGAAAAGAGAGGCCAGCCAGCAUCAAUCCCAGCAAUCAGCCUCCGGGUGGGGCCAGGGGCUCAGAAAGCUCCUCUGCAGGGGUGCAGCAUGUAACUCAGUGAUUAGCCCCGUCCCCGGGUCUGUUAUACAGAUGCCAUGCUGUCCUGCAAUUACGCCCGACCCGGCUCAGAAUGACAGAGAGACGCCGGAGAUCCAGAAAAACACACAAGCAGGGAAGGACGACGGGCGGAGAGACGAGGAGCGAGGCAAUCUGAGGAAGACUGAGAUAAGAGCUGUUCGGCAUGCUAAAGAAAACGUGUGUAACCUAGUGAUUAGCCGUGUUGCUUUCCCCUGUCGAGAGACGGCACACGAGCCAGAAAUGUGUCUUUUUACUGCACCUCAGAGGGAAACAGCAUGUGAUCCAGCGAUUAGCCUGGUCCCCGCUCCCUUUAGAGAAACAGCGUGUAGUCAAAGACAAACAAUACCUGCAGGACACAGCAAUCCGGCGAUAGGCCCGGCGUCACGCUGCUCCGCACAACAGACGGAAACACAACCGAGAAUUAGAUCGGCCUGCGCCGACAUGACCCUCCCUUGUGAUGCGAUUUCAAAGGAAGUGAUGUCGAAGAGAGCAGCAACAGCUGAGAAGAGGAAGAUGGAAUCGCAGGGAGCUGACGAAAUGCCGAGGAAGAGACGGAGACGGGGAAGGAGACAUGCGAGGAGGGCUUUUGCGCAGAGACAGAAAUGUGUUGGCCUCGGCGUCGAUGAGGCCUCUUGUAUGCAGGACUCCAGCAGAGAGACUGGGACACUUUUGGACAACUGCCUGAGUUGCAACACGACUGAGAAAAACAGUGACUGCCACUUCCUCUGCAGGACAAAACACAGCGAGGGAACAUUUGGUUGUAGCACGACAGACGGACUGAAUAACUACUGUCGCUGUGAUGACAGGGAAGGCGUCAACGGCGAUGUUGUCGACUGCAGUCAACUUAGCUCUGAUCCCUCCGGAGGCGAGGAAAAGACUUGUGACACCGGUGACACACCAAGCGACCACAGCCGGUGUGAGAAAACACAUGACGGGGAUGAAAAUCGUGGCGAUUCUGGCAUCUGUGGAGCCACGAAUGACAAUCAGAGCUUUGACAAAGACAUGGAUCUCUCCCCUGAUCCUCCCUGCAACACCGCGGACAAACCUGUGAAUGUACAAUCGAAAGACUUCUUUACCUGUAGCACCGACGACACACCUGCCGACCACUGUCAAUAUGAGAACAAGCAAACAGAGAAAGACAAGAUGUCCGCUGACUCUGACAACACAACAGGUUUUGGUGGAGACACGGUAGCUCAGAGCUUCGCCUCUAACGCUACACAGAAGUGUAACGACUUCUGCAAGCCCUCUGAUUCUGCGAUUGAUUGCAAAACUUCCAGGGGUAUUGAUCAAAGCAUCGGACUCACCUGUGAUGAUAUUGACGGUGGUCGCGGUGAUUAUUUAAACGGUAAUUGUGCCGCUGAUUGUAAUCACUGCGCUGAUGUCGAUAAGAGUCGCGCCACGAGCGCAGCGGAAAUUGUUGCACUCGUGGGCACAAAGGGGGAAGAGGAAGGAGACGUUAAGAGGCAGAGGCAGAAGAGGAAGGAGGAGGAGGAGGAGGAGGAGCAGAUUGAGAGGAGGAAGGUGAAGGAGAAGCAGGAGGAGUGGGGGAAGGAGUGGCUGAGGAGAAAGGAGAGAGAGAGGGAGGACAGGGAGAGAAGGAAGGAGAUCGACUUUGAACAUGUCUACCCAGAGAAGAGGCCUUGCUUUCCUCGCGCCCUCCCUCCGCAUUGCAUCCCCCUCCACGCUCCUCUCCUCCUCCCGCCCUCCCUCUCCACCUCCUCCUCGUCCUCCUCCUUCUCCUUCCACCACACCUUCAUCCAGCAUCACCUCUCCCUCCUCCCGCCUCCGUCGCACCUCCCCGUCCACCCGUACCCUCAUCUUCUCCCCUCGUUCUCCACACAUCUCUCGCCUCUCGCUCUCAACCCGCCUCCUGCUCCUCCACCUCCUCCUCCUCCUCCUCCUCCCCCUCUUCCUCCCUCUUUCUACGCCUCGUCCCACAUCCCUCUCCUGGAUGCCGCCGGUCCGUAUCCCUUAGCAGCCGCGUUUCACCCCUUGCAGAGUCACCACCCGCCCCUGUAUCCUCCGCACCACCCUGCAGUCGUGCCCUUACAGAUGUUGUUCUAGGAGAAGCAGCAGAAUCAAACACACGAAGGGAACAUUUUUCUAUUUUCCGAGGUAAAAAAAAAAAAAAAGGUCAAACGGUGAAAGCAGCUUUUAUGUGUCAUUACCUGCACAGAGGCGAGGGACGACAAUUUCAGGAAGACUCGAGUAGAAAAACCAAAACCUAAUCUUAUUUAAAGCCAAAACCUGCGGCAGCCCUCAUCCCCCCCUUGGUUCGAACACUCAAAGUACUGAUUCACACAUCUUGAAAAAAAAAAGAAAGAAAGAAAAAAAAAAAAAGAUGGCUAAUUAUCUUCAUCAGUCGCAAUCCUGCUCAAAAUGAGCCUCAGGUGUGCAGCCAGCAGAGUCGUGGUGGGGGAUCCACAGCUGGGCUCGUUUUUCCCUUGACAGAAAUCAGUCGAUGCUCCUGUUUUGCAUUUUAAACCAAUGAUUUGCUUCGUUUUAAAGCAUGUUAGAGAUUUGAAACUACUUUUUUUUUGGUGACUUCAGAGGACAAAUCCAUCAGCGUACGUCCGCAGAUAUUUUCAGUCUCUGUUAAUACAUUUACAUAUUUUCACCCUGAGAGCUUCUACUUCAGUCGGUGAUUUCCUACUUUUCUCCUGAAUGACUUUCAAGACUCUCAGCUCAAGGUCAUUAAAGGGGCAGUUCACCCCAAAAUCCAGGAUACAUUGUCCUGUUCUUGCAGAGCUUUUUAUCCGUGUAGAUCUUCUUUUGUGUUGGUUCUGUUUUCUCUGUAAUAACUCUCAAACUCGACAGCAAUGUCUCUUUCCAGAAGUAAAGACCCAGUUGCUCACGUCGUUAUUUGUUUCAGUUUUUGUUCUGCGUCACCGUCCAGGAGGAAGUUUGCGUCUUCUCGUGGAUUAGAGGCGAGCAAACUAAGCUCAUUGCGGCGCUGUGACGCGGUUGUCAGGAUUUCAGAUUUAGACUCACGUGUUUGUGUAUUGCCUCAGAAAGUACAGAAAUAAAACAUAUCUAUGAUGUUUAUUUUUGCUGCGGUUUGUCUCGACUAAUAUAUGUUUUCAUUUAGAUCACGUAGAUCUAAAUGUAGAAUUUAAUUAUAAAGAAGAAAAUACCAGACUGCUUGAAUGACUUGCCUGGAUUGUUAGUUGUUUAGUUGCGAGGAGAGAGAAAGAGAGCAAUUGACUGACUUUAUAACAAUUCAUCAGCUUGUCUCAACAGAAACGGUCUAAAGAUGCUUUCAGGGCAAUAAUGAGACAAUUAAGCGGAGCAGGAAUCUCAGCUCUGCCUCCUACCUGCUGCUUUGUUUACGUUUUUUUCACGGUUUCUUCUCGUCUCUGUGGAAAAUGCAUCUGCAGCUUUGACAUUAGACGGUGACAACCUCCAUUCAGUGACGUACAUGUGUGGGCUUCAGGGCUGGAGGUGUAUUUAACUGUUGAUUAUAUCAAUGGAGAAUUAAAAAUGAGGAAAAGCACUGGUUCUCCUGGUGAAGCGUGCCUGGUUCCUGCAUCAAACUGCUGACAACACAUUCUGUGGAUUAUCUUUAUGAGUCAUAAUCUCUAGAAACAGACGUCGUGUUUGAGUUUGUCUAGUUCAGAGAAUACAGACAUCUCAACAGCUGACACCUCCAACCACAACAGAACAAGUCAGAUUGAUAAAAAGAGCUCCAGGUACGAUGAAAAACGUGUAUUUUUUUGUGGUGAACUGUGCCUUUAGGAGCUGAAGACUUGCACACAUUUUUAAAGGUGGCAUCUGUUUUACUCUAACCGUCUCAGAGUAAAGCCUGAGUGCUACCCAGUUGAAGCAACAGAAGGUUUUUUCUGUUCUUCCGCCUCCAGCUGACGUGAUGUGAAUGCAGCGUUGGUAUCAGGAGCUGCAGUUAGCUGAAUGCUAACGAGGUGAUUUUUUUUUCUUCAGGAAGUUUCACCGUGAAGCUUUUUCAAGAGAACGCAGAGAAGAAAAUAAAAAAAAAGUCCUCUGCAGCUCACAAAGAAAUCUAAUGGAGCAGAAAUCAUAGUUUUUCAGACACAUGUUAACUCUUGAGAGGGGGGUUGUGGGUAACUGGCUGAAAACAUUCACGUCUGGAAAAAUACAUUCAGAAACAACAAACUCCUGAGAAUUAUCAGAAAACACUGUGAGAAAAGUGUGAAAUCUCCAGAAAAACAUUUUCAGUUUUCUCUUUGUGAGGUUCCGGUGUCGCUGGCAUUUUAAAAAGGCAGUAUAAUUGACUUCUAAAAGCAAAAUUUUCUGUUAGAAAAAAAACGUCAGUUUGUUGGAUACCGACUGCAAAAAAACUAAACUAAAUACGAGCGUUACUGCAGAGCGUACAGGUCUGUCGGCGCUGUCAUCAGUGUGUAGAUUGAAUCUCGGCCUCUUCUGCGGAGCAUUUCACCCGCUGACAGCUGAACGUCAGAGCAAAAUGUUAAGUUUAGAAAUAAGCCUUUGCUCUUUGAUUUUGAGGGACUGACUCCAGUGUCUGACCUUUAAUCUCGACUGUUGAUUUUUCUACCAACUGACUCUAUUGCAGCUGCACUAAAAAUACCUCCAGCCUGGUGGGAAAAAAAAAAAACUUUAAAUUAAGUGACUCAUCCAAAGAAACAAAAGGCCAAAAAAUGCACAGAGAGCCAGAGAGUGUGAUUCAGCCCGACUUUAAUAGACCCUUCUCACGGCCGACAUUUUGACUGGGCUGCAAAAUACAAUACAAGUGAUGAAUGAAAAUAAAGGGCAGGUUUAUUUGUGUAAAGCACCAUCACACAUGCACUUUAUAGUUUUAUGGGUUAGGGUUAACAAUGUAUAAAACUAUUACCACCACAAUGUCCUGGUCACUUCUCUUGGCAGCUCAAAGUCUGUGUGGUUCCAUAUUUAGUACUCGUCAUACGAAACAUUAAAUGUGUUGAACUCACGUCUUUAAGUAGAGGAAUCAGUAUCGUCUGUCAACAAGGUUGUGACACAUUUAUGUUGAUCUGAAUCUAAUCCAAUCCAAUCGCUGUUAUCAUGUUUGUUUUUCUGCAGGUUUUAUUAUUAGAAAAUAAAACCGGUGUCGAUCUUCAACCGAGCAAAACAAACACAACAGUUGCAGAAUUUCAAACAAUCCAAGAAGUGAAUCAGUCAGAUUUGACAAAUAAAAAACAGUAACAACGUCUCACAUCCUUUGAAAAUAUCACUUCCUUUAGUUUGUUUUGCGUUCGUCCUCACCGGUUGGCUCGCCUCGAUUCAAAUUUACUGUCUCUCAUUUGAAACAAUCCCUGGACACAGCGAGGCAGCGUGAGCGUUAUGUAACGCCUCUCCUGCUCUGACAAGUGAACAUGUCGGCCGUGAAAAGGGUCUAUCGGGCCGCGGAGAUGCACCGAUGAGCCGCGACGGAACGGAUGCGAGGGUUUGAUUGUCAGGUAAUCACAGAACAACCAUUUUUUGAUUAAAGCUGCCUCCACCUGUUGUCAUUCAGCGGCUGCUUGUCGCAGCUGGACGCGCCGCUUCAGACACCAGAAGCAUCUCGACACUUAACAGAAUCAUCCGUUUUAUAUGCGGGAAGUCUGAAGUGUUCCCUUCCUUGAGCGUCGCUUCAGGGUGGGUUCAUCCUGUAAAGCUGAAGGUUAUCAGGUGAAGAUCUGAUACUUCUUUAUUGUUUAAACGUUCGGCCUCUGUUCCCGUACCUUCAUUAACCGCAGCAGAAAAUACCUCACAAUUAAGAAAAUGACAUCUUUUUUUUUCACGUGUCGAGCGCCGCCGCUCCUCCAGAGGUGUGAUCUGCAGGAGUAACGAUGGCGGGAGCGCUGGUGUAAAACUCCCACACGUUUAGCAACACGUCGUUUCUCUCUCGAACAUCUGGCUGCGACGGCCUCGGGGCACGACUGGCGACGCCCAUCCGUCUCAGCGACUGCGACUUGUUCUGAUGCGGGCGGCGAAGACAAACACAAACACAAAAAAUAUGCAUGAAAAAUUGGACCGCACGAAGCAGAAAUCUGUGGGCGGAUCAUCAUCGUCCUGAUUCUAGUUAAGUUUCAUCAGGCUGUAAAAAUGUUUAUUUCCAGACGCCUGGACACGAAAAACUCUCCGCACCAGUUGAUCUCUAGAGUGUUCGGCGUGUCGCCAUGGUGACAUUAUAGAUCCCAGAGUGACAUCCUUGAAGCUUUUUUUUUUUUAUUUUGCUCCUUUAAGUGUUUAUGAACAGAGGCAGCGACAUGAAACUUCCUCAAACGACUUAGUGCAGGAAAGCGCCGGAAUCAUAUUUAGCCGGUGUGACCGCACAUAUAUUUAACUACACGCCGUCUGUCUCUCUCCCCCUGUAGCUCUGUACGCGAGGGGCUGCAACCAUAUGUUCUCUGUGAACGCAGGUUUUUAUUUAUAAUUGUUAUAAAAACUGUGUAAAUUAGAGAAGACGAGAAGCUGUUAUUAGAUGUAUUUUUGUAGAGACACCUCAGUUGAAUGAGGCACAGUUUUUUGUAUCAUGUACUCCGAUGCUAUUUUAGCUAGUAAACGACCUCCACACAUACUGAACUCGUCCUCUCGUUAAACUGUUGUACAUAUGUUCUCCACAGUCUCUAGGCCAUGUUUAAAUAUCUACGCAAACAGUUUUUGUUUUUUUUUUUCACCCCCAGUUUUGUCACAGAAAUGUCUUGAGAUCCUGGUAAAAAAAACAAAAAAACAAAAACAACAACUAAUAUUUGGCCAUUUUUUAAUUUCUUUUGGUGUAAUCUAAUUUCAGCAGAUACAUACCCGCAGAUAUUAUCCCCGCUAAUAUAAUAGAUCUAGCAAAUCCAUGGAGAAAAACAAAUUACUCUGCAAUGGAAAUAAAUCAGUAGACCUGAUAUCAAUGUGUGUUGUCGUCAUUGUUUCUUUUCUGAUACUUUAACUGUUCAGUUUCUGUUCCAGACUGUCAAUAAGUGAAGCAGAACAACGUCUCAUUUAAGAGAAAGUGACGACGCUGCAGCUUUUAAUGUCACAGAAAUGUCUUGAUGUCCUGAUAAAACUAAUAUUUGGCCUUUUUUGUGUCAUGUGAUCUAAUUUCAGCAGAUCUAUCUAUAAAUCCACAGAGAAAAACUAAUUUCUCUGAAAUUGAAAUAAAUCUGUGGACCUAAAGUCGCUGUGUCUUGUCGUCAUGGACACCAGAAAGUACGGGGUGCUGUACGUCUGUGUCAGAUGUUUCUUUUUACAAAAGGAAAGAACUAACUUCAUGUAUAACAUAUGCCGAAUUUACAAGAAGACCUAAAUAAGUAAGAAUAUGUCAUAUAAAGUGUUACACAAAGUUUAUAAAGUGUCUCCUGAAUCAACAACUCGUUAAAUUGACAGAUUUUCUAAGGGAGUCUGGGGGAUUUCUCUCCCUCUUCAUCUCCUUGCUGCUGUAGGUUUGUUAUUGAACAUUUUUCUAAAUUACCAAUAAAUGAAAGUUUCCUGGCCAUAUUUUUUAUCACAUAAAACAUGAAUGUCACCAUGACACAACAGUUUAUGACAUCAUCAUA